CAGUCGAACCUCUAUAACUCGAACCUCUAUAACUCGAACCCCUCUUCAACUCGUACUCUCUGAGCGUUCCCUUCACAUUCUCGAAAAUUCCCUGUAUUUCGACCUCUAUAACUCGAAUUUCUAUAACUCGAACACCUCUUCAACUCGAACUCAAUGAUGCGUCCGUUCAGAGUAAAGAUCUCUUUAAGUCGAACAUUCGAAAACAAUCAAAUCGGAGUUUUGGCUUCUUGCCACAAGGUGUCAGCGUAGCUGGCUGAGAUGCUCGCGUUACCGACAUUUUAGGGUAUUCCCCCAACCAAGUGUGAAAUACCGCGAAUGAAACAUCAUAACAAUAACACCAAUCUGAUUCUGGAAUGAAAUAUGUUUGGAGUUGGUGAGAUGUCGAAGCCGCGUAAACUGAAGUCUUUAACGAUCGGAAAGAAGUUAGAAAUUUUAAAAAAAGUGGAAAAUCGUGUCAACAGAAAAAUCAUUUGCCAAGAAUAUGAUAUUCCGAAAAGUACAUUAUGCACUAUAAUAAAAAACAAAGAUACAAUAGCUAAGUUUGGUGCAGAAGUGAAUAACCCUUGUGUAGUGAAGCGAAAUAAGCCUAAGAAGAAAGUGAACACUGCAUUGAUCAAGUGGUUCGAAGCUUCAAGAAAAGCAAAUUUGCCAAUCUCAGGGCCCAUUUUGCAACAGAAGGCAUUAGAUUUUUCCAGAAAAUUGGGAGAUGAAAAUUUCAAGGCUAGCUCGGGAUGGCUUGAAAAAUUCAAAAAAAGACAUGGUGUAUUGCAAAAAAAAGCGUGUGGGGAAAGUGCUGCUGUUAAUCAAGAAGAGUGUGAUAACUGGAUUCGAGAUGUUCUUCCUACAAUUUUAGCUCCUUACGAAGCUGACGAUAUUUUCAACGCAGAUGAGACUGGGUUGUUCUUCAAAUGCUUACCAGAUAAAACCUUAACUUUCAAAAAUGAAAAAUGUUACGGAGGCAAAUUAUCCAAGGAAAGGGUGACUCUUUUAUUAGCAGCAAAUAUGAGUGGCAGUGAGAAAUUGAAACCUGUAAUAAUAGGGAAAAGCGCAAAGCCACGAUGUUUCGCAGGAGUGAAAUGUUUACCCCUUACUUAUUACAGUAACAAAAAGGCCUGGAUGACGAGUGAGAUAUUUGAAAAGUGGUUGUUGAAUCUAGACAAACAUUUCCAACUUCAAAAUCGUAGAGUUCUAUUACUGAUUGACAACUGCCCUGCUCAUCCAAAUAUCGAUCAUCGAUUGAAGGCAAUAAAGUUGAUUUUUUUUCCACCCAAUACGACAUCAAAAUUACAGCCUCUUGAUCAGGGAAUUAUAAAAAGUUUCAAAUUUCAUUAUAAACGCAGGAUCUUACAAACAGUACUAGAUGGAUUUGAGUCCAAUGGCACUAUCCCCAAAAUUGAUCUCUUGGAUUGCAUUCAUACGUCGGCGGCAGUGUGGAGAGUAGAUUUAACCCAGGAGACUAUUCAAAACUGCUUCAGAAAGGCUGGUUUUGGGACACAUAACUUCUAUGACUAUGAAGACGAACUGCCGCUAUCAGAAUUGAAAAAAAUUAUGACCAGUGAACAAAAGGUAGCUUUAGAUCUCCAAGAGUCUGUUUUUAAAUGUUUGGAGGUAUUGAAUGCUGAUGAUAAGGUUUCUUUGGAGGAAUAUAUAAAUGUGGACGUGGAUCUUAUAACAAGUGAAAAUCCUUCAGAGGAUGAGAUCUUGGAAUAUGUGAACAAUAAACAAGAAGACUUGGAAAAUUUUUCAGAGACCAUACCUGAAGAUGACGAUGAAGAUGACAGUGUAGGAGCUGCAAGACAAAAGCCUUCUGACGCUGAAGUUGCUAAAGCAAUUGAAACCAUUCGGCUUGCGUUUUCAAUGAAUGAGGCUGCAACUGAUGACGAUUUAACUCUCAUAUUCGAAAUAAGCAAGAAAUUUGAAGCCUAUCGUCUAAACAAUAAAACAUUUAGGCAAACUUUAAUAACUGAUUUUUUUUAAUUCGUUAUUGUUUUAAGAUCAUAUUCUAGUUUGGAUGAUUCAAGUUAUCAGAAAUGAAUUUUAGUUUGUUAUAUUAUUAUUAUGAGGUAAUAAAUUUUUUUUGGAAAGUAUGUGUUGGAUAUUUCUCUAAGUUGAACUCUCCAUAACUCGAACUUUUUUCGCUUUCCCUUCAAGUUUGAGUUAUAGAGGUUCGACUGUAUU
Messenger RNA from Harmonia axyridis, 2178 nucleotides. RefSeq names its product tigger transposable element-derived protein 4-like. Bases 361 to 1977 code for a protein of 538 amino acids. The record is from RefSeq and is a predicted model, not a curated record. Gene Ontology annotation, cellular component: nucleus. NCBI's taxonomy places the organism in Eukaryota, Metazoa, Arthropoda, Insecta, Coleoptera, Coccinellidae. The transcript has 2 exons. Gene Ontology annotation, molecular function: DNA binding.